AUGGGGACCCACCUGUGCUUUACCUUCGUGGACCUGACGAAAGCCUUCGGCACGGUGAAUCGUGAAGGACUGUGGACGAUCAUACAGAAAUUCGGCUGUCCGGAGCGAUUCACUCAUAUUGUGCGUCAGCUGCACGACGGUAUGAUGACGCGAGUCACGGACAACGGAGCUGUCUCAGAGGCAUUCACAAUGACCAACGGAGUGAAGCAGGGAUGCGUGCUGGCAUCUACCCUCUUCAGUCUCAUCUUCUCUGCCAUGCUGAUGGACGCCUACUGCGACGAACGCCACGGGAUCCGCAUCGCCUACAGGACCGGCGGUCACCCCCUGAAUCAACGGCGGUUGCACUUUCAAUCGCGUGUCUCCACAACCGCCGUUCACGAACUUCUCUUCGCCGACGACUGGACACUGAACACCACCUCGGAAGAGGACAUGCAACGCAGCAUGGACCUGUUCUCUGCCGCCUGCGAGAACUUCGGUCUUGUCAGUAACACGCAGAUGACUGUUGUCAUGCAUGAAACUCCACCCAACACAGCCAUUUCACCCCCCAACAUGCCGCAAAUCAGUGUGAACGGAACCCGACUGCAGGUGGUGGAAAACCUCCCGUGUCUAGGCAGUACCCUCUCCCGCCACCAUGAUUUCGAAAGUCAGUCCAGCCUUCAGUGGCCACCAAAGCACAGUUUGGAAUCGUCACAGUCUUCAACUGAGCACGAAACUAAAGACGUACAAGACCGUCACCCUGCCGACGCUGCUGUACGGAGCGGAGACUUGGACAGUGUACACAAAGCAGGCACGCCGACUGAACCACUUCCACCUUAA
This is a messenger RNA of Spirometra erinaceieuropaei, 816 nucleotides long. The record is from the annotation of a GenBank genome assembly. NCBI's taxonomy places the organism in Eukaryota, Metazoa, Platyhelminthes, Cestoda, Diphyllobothriidea, Diphyllobothriidae.